AGGCGCAGCUUGAGGCGAGAAGUCCACUGAUAGGAUUUGUACGCUCACGCGCCUCCCUGGCUGUUACUAUGGAAACGUGGAAAGCCGAUCUAAGGAUUACAGUCAUAGCUUUAGCUUGCUAGUUAUUAUUAUUGUUGUGAUUUUAUUAUUGUCUGCUCGAAAUUCAUACAUCACAGAUAGCUUACGCUUAAAAAUAACAGCCAGCAUGUCGUCAGUUCCAGUGGAGAUGAAAGACAGUGCAUUGUCCAGUUCCAAAUGGCUUGAUGCACAUUAUGAUCCAGUGGCUAAUUUAUAUACAUUUUCUUCAUGCAUCACUCUCGCAGAUUUGCAUGGAGAUGGUGAGAACAAGCUGGUGGUGGGUGAUCUGGGUACAGGAGCAAGCAACAUGAAGCUGAAGGUGUACCGAGGCACUGGGCUGCUCAGUGAGAACACCUUACUGGACUUGCCCACUGGUCUGGUGUCUUUCCUCAUGGACCAACAUGAACCUCGCACCCCUGCCAUUGCUGUGGCUUCAGGCCCCUUCAUCUAUAUCUAUAAGAACCUACGGCCCUAUUUCAAGUUCACUUUGCCCACUCUGGAGGUCAACCUCCUGGAGCAGGAUGUAUGGAAUCAGGCUAGAGGGGAUAUGAUUGACCCACUGACAUUAAAAGAAAUGUUAGAGGGUAUAAGAGAUAAGGCUGACAUCCCACUCUCAGUCAGAUCGUUACGAUUCCUCACGCUUGAACCACAGGAAAUGGAGUCUUAUGUUAACCUUCACAAAGAGCAGCCUAUACGCAGACAGACGGUAAUUACAUGCAUAGCGACACUGAAGAAGAACAUGGCGGAUGACGAUGCAGUCAGCUGUCUGGUUAUUGGCACAGAAAGUCAAGAUGUUUAUAUCUUGGACCCAGAAGCCUUUACCAUUCUCUCAAAAAUGUCCCUUCCCAGUGUUCCGACACUAAUGGAUGUGACCGGUCAGUUUGACAUAGAGUUCAGAAUCAUUGUAGCCUGUCGCAAUGGGAACAUCUAUAUACUGCGCAGAGACUCGCAGAAGCCCAAGUACUGCAUAGAGCUGUCCUCUCACCCUGUUGGGCUGGUCAGGAUGGGAAAGAAUGUAGUGGUGGGCUGUGCUCAGGAGACUAUGCAGAGUUUCACUCAGAAGGGGAAGAAGCUUUGGACCACUUAUCUGCCUGCUCCAGUAACCACUAUGGCCCUUCUGGACUUGCCCACACGGGGCUUCCAGGCCAUACUGGUGGCUCUGGCCAACUGUGAGGUCCAUGUGUACCGGGACAAGAACGUAGUCAGCACCUUCAAAACGCCGGAUGUGGUGACCAGCAUUUGUUUUGGCCGUUAUGGUCGUGAGGAUGGCACGCUAAUCAUGACCACCAAAGGAGGUGGUCUGAUUGUUAAAAUCCUGAAGAGGACAGCUGUGUUUGAUGACAGGGACUCCAUCUCUGGUCCCCCAGUAGCCCAGAGCAUCCGACUAAACGUGCCCAAGAAAACAAAGCUUUAUGUUGACCAGACAAUGAGAGAAAGGGAGAAUGCUGUCGCUAUGCACAGAGCUUUUCAAAUGGACCUGAGCAGGCUGCGGCUAGCUGCAGCCAGAGCCUACGUCAAAGCCCUGGAGUCCAGCCUCGCUCCGAUGUCAGCCAGCUUGACAGAACCUCUAAAGAUGAAUGCGGUGGUUCAAGGCUUAGGCCCGUCCUUUAAACUCACUCUGAACAUCCAGAACACUGCAGCGUGUCGCCCUGUAAUGAACCUAGCAAUUAGUUUCCUGUAUGAUGAGAAUUUGUACAGUAUGAGGACAGCCUUUUUUAAGAUCCCCCUGCUGGUUCCAGGACUAAAUUACCCCAUUGACACCUUUGUGGAGUGUCUGAGUGAUAAAGGGAUUUCUGACAUCAUUAAAGUGUUUGUGCUGAAAGAAGGGAAGAGCAGCCCGCUACUCACUGCACACAUUAACAUGCCUGUAAGUGAAGGACUGGCAAUGAACUAGAAGCUAUUGACAAGAUGACCUGUGUGUGCACUAGUGCUGGAUGAGCGUGAUGCUGUGUGUGGGUAAAGGCAGGGCUUAGCCGUUAUGCCGCAGAGACUGAAGAGCCUCUCAGUACAGGGGAUCAGAGACGCUUGUGCUGGACCUAGAAGCUUUAGAUUAAAUCUGAAAGAGGAGUUUUGAUGUGAUUGCUGCAGUCACCAGAGAUUCAAUGUAAAAUGCUGCUUUGAUUGUGUGUGUGUGUGUGUGUGUGUGUGUGUAUCUAAUGGCUUUUUUACAGUAAUACAGUAUCAUAAUUUGUAUUUGUAUUUUUGUAAAUAUACUCACUAACCCCUUUAUUAGGAUCAUCUGCACAUUCAUGUAAUUCAAUCAUGGAUAAAUAGGAAAAAUCUUUUUUCAGUUAUGUUAAACCUGUGUCCACUUUUCUGUUGAACCCAGUUUGGUUUUUCCACUACCCUAUAAAUUCUAAAAUACUGUUUAAUGUGAAUAUUAUUAACUAAAAGGAUUUAAAUUAUAAUCUCGUGCAUGAUGCUGCUGCCACACGAUUGGCCGAGUGGAUAAUUGCAUGUAUGAGCAGGUGAUUCCGAUAAACGAGUUAGGGAGUGUAUGUUAUUUAUUAAGCCUAAUAAUGUCUUGCUGACAUGAUUAAUGGAAUAAAUCGAAAGAGUAAAAUUUA
This is a messenger RNA of Tachysurus vachellii, 2645 nucleotides long. RefSeq names its product Bardet-Biedl syndrome 1 (gene bbs1). Gene Ontology annotation, biological process: protein localization to cilium; non-motile cilium assembly. Lineage: Eukaryota; Metazoa; Chordata; Actinopteri; Siluriformes; Bagridae. The coding region runs from base 206 to 1972 and encodes 588 amino acids. The transcript is spliced from 17 exons. Gene Ontology annotation, molecular function: patched binding; smoothened binding. The record is from RefSeq and is a predicted model, not a curated record. Gene Ontology annotation, cellular component: BBSome; axoneme; centrosome.